Molecule: messenger RNA, 1840 nt
Organism: Rhododendron vialii
Lineage: Eukaryota; Viridiplantae; Streptophyta; Magnoliopsida; Ericales; Ericaceae
Product: zinc finger BED domain-containing protein RICESLEEPER 2-like
Exons: 4
Coding region: 1-1611 (536 amino acids)
Molecular function (GO): DNA binding; protein dimerization activity
Source: RefSeq, a predicted model, not a curated record
AUGGGUCACUAUGUCCUCAGAGUAGAUUUCACCCUCGCCAAGGUGCUCACGAUUAUGGACGUUUGCUUUCCAGGAUGUAAUGAUCUUUACGUACGCAAACGCAACACUUCUAAUGCGCGCCCCACGAACAAAACUAUGCAGAACUCUCUUGGACUCUAUAUGCGGAGUUUAAACAACCCACUUGGACAAACCAGAGGAAAUUGGUUCUUCAAUUUGGGUCUGUUCUUCAAUUUGGAAUUUGAAGAGGUGCGAUGGAGGAAGAAUUGGGAGAAUUUAAAGAUUUUGAAGUGGUUGAUGAGUCUGCUUCAAGUGCUACGAGGAAAUUUAGAUGCACGACAUCUUCAGUGUGGACAGAAUUUGAUAAAUACAAGGAUGGUUCUGGGAAAGAAAGGGCAAAAUGUAAAAGGUGUGAUCACAACUAUCUUGCUGGAAAGAAAGGGUAAUUUCUUUCGUGUGCGUUGUGGAGCACACAUCUUGAAUCUGAUUGUUCAAGAUGGCUUGAAAGUUAUAGAUAAAGUUGUGCAUAACAUACGUGAAAGUGUUAAAUAUGUACGAGGUUCCGAUGCUAGAAAGUUGAGGUUUGUUGAAUGUCUUCGAGAACUUCCUUUCACAACAAGCAAGAAAGUUUGUCAAGAUAUGCCAACGAGAUGGAAUUCAACCUACACGAUGCUUGAGACUAGUCUCAAGCAUCGAUCUGCCUUUCUCCACUUGAGCAUGAUUGAUCCAUACAAUAAUACUUGUCCCUCGGAGGAGGAAUGGAAUAUUGCAGAGAAAAUAGCAAGGUUCUUGGAGCCAUUUUUUCAUAUCACUACUCUCUUUUCAGGCUCUUAUUAUCCUACUGCAAACUUGUACUUUCAUAGUGUGUGGAGAGUUCAAGUGCGCAUUUUGAAAGAAUUAGAAAGUGAGGAUCAAGUAAUUCAAGCAAUGGCAAAAGUUAUGAAAGAAAAAUUUGGUAAAUACUGGGAUUGUUAUAGUAUUGUGUUGUCGUUUGCUAUCAUUUUAGAUCCCCGAUACAAGUUACAGUUCGUUGAGUUUUGUUAUGAAAGGCUCUAUGGCAAUGAGGCGGUUAGUCGGGCGAAGAUUCUUCGUGACAAAUUAUAUGUCAUUUUUAAAGGAUAUUUGCAGCACUCUACUGGAAAUUCAAGCACUAUGGCACAAAUGUCAUCUUGUGGAACACCUGAUUGUGAUACUAGAGAUGAUCUUGAGGGUUUUGAUACAUUUAUGAGCCGACUUGUAGGUCCAAGUAUAAGCAAGUCACAAUUAGAUAUUUACUUGGAAGAGAGUAGACUUAACCAUAGGGAACAUGAGAACUUGAAUGUCCUUGGAUUUUGGAAAGAACAGUGUCAUCGUUUCCCAGAACUUUCCCUGAUGGCUCGUGAUAUACUGAGUAUUCCUAUAACUACAGUGGCCUCUGAUUCGGCAUUUAGUAUUGGUGGUCGCAUACUUGGUAAGUAUCGAACUUCUCUUUUACCACAAAAUGCCGAGGCUUUGCUAUGUUCCCGUGAUUGGUUAUUUGGAGUACCAGAUGCACAAGAUGAAGACGAACGCUUGGUGGAGGAUCUUGAGAACUUGUGCAUUUCUCAAUCGGAUGCACAUAUGGAUGAUGAGUAAAGUGGAGCUAAUUGGACAUCCAAAAACUCUGACAGAAAAACUUAUUCAGGAAGCCCUUUAGCGGUUGUUAGUACUGCUCAAUAUUUGAAAUUCAUAAUUCUCCAUUGUAGCAUCUCAAUUGUGGCCAGGAGGGUACUAGUUAUUGAGUCGAGUAUUUGUGAUUGCUUGUUUGAGUCUAUCGUGCAAUUGCUGGGUCUCAUCGGGAACUCCUACUGUUUUACUGUGUUAA